AAAACACCAAGCUGGGUGGCCUCAGAAAACACCUAGAGGCUGCCCUGGACCUACCAUCAACCUGGACUCCCAAACUCGACUGUCUUACCUCUGUUGAAAUCCUGCUCGACUAUAGUCUGCAUCUGCAGGCUUCGCCACAGCACAGGGAUGGAUAAGGGCACGGAGAGGAGCAUCGUGGGAUGGCAUCGGUGGGGGGCAAAAGUGUGUCCCCUUACUCCCAGGCCAGGAUCCCAUAGCAUAGUUGUGAGGGGUGCUCAGCCCAUCACAACCCACCUCUGCCCCUCUAGACUUCGUUUCCCAGCCAGUAGGGACACCCCCUGGUGUCCUUAAGUCCCUGCAACAGCUCAACUCCUAGCACAAAAGGGUUAAGUCCACCUGCACCUAUUGACCAAUGGCCAUGCGUGGCGCCUCCUGAUUGGUGGGUGGGAGGGGCUGGAGCCUGCUCUGGGAUAGCUUAAAAGGCCCAGUCCACCAGGGUGCCCUGCUGCAUGCACAGGCUUACUUGAACAAUGAGCACCACGGCCUGCCGGGACCCCGCUGAGGCACCGGAGGAGCAGCGUUUCCUCAGCACGGAGGAGGCGGCCGCCCUGGAGCGGGAGCUGCUCGAAGAUUAUCGCUUUGGGCGGCAACAGCUGGUGGAGUUAUGUGGCCAUGCUAGUGCUGUGGCUGUUACCAAGGUGUUCCCCUUGCCUGCUCCCUCCCGGAAGCAGAGGACGGUGCUGGUCGUGUGCGGCCCAGAGCAGAAUGGGGCAGUGGGGCUGGUCUGUGCCCGGCACCUGCGGGUGUUUGAGUACGAACCGACCAUCUUCUACCCCACACGCUCACUGGAUCCCCUGCACCGAGACCUGACCACCCAGUGUGAGAAGAUGGACAUCCCUUUCCUGUCCUAUCUGCCCGCAGAGGUCCAGCUCAUCAACGACGCCUAUGGUCUGGUGGUGGAUGCCGUGCUGGGCCCUGGCGUGGAGCCCCGUGAGGUCGGGGGCCCCUGCACACGUGCGCUGGCCACACUCAAGCUGCUGUCCAUCCCUCUUGUGAGCCUGGACAUUCCCUCAGGCUGGGACGCGGAGACAGGCGGCGACUCCGAGGACGGGCUGCGGCCCGAUGUGCUGGUCUCACUGGCGGCGCCUAAGCGCUGCGCCGGCCGCUUCUCUGGGCGCCACCACUUCGUGGCCGGCAGAUUUGUGCCCGACGACGUGCGCCGAAAGUUCGCUCUGCGCCUUCCGGGAUACACGGGCACCGACUGCGUGGCGGCGCUGUGACCGCCACCGCGCCCACUCGGCUUGGACGCGCGGGAAUAAACAGACUUCCCAACACC
Molecule: messenger RNA, 1315 nt
Organism: Phyllostomus discolor (pale spear-nosed bat)
Lineage: Eukaryota; Metazoa; Chordata; Mammalia; Chiroptera; Phyllostomidae
Gene: YJEFN3
Product: YjeF N-terminal domain containing 3
Exons: 6
Coding region: 510-1259 (249 amino acids)
Cellular component (GO): mitochondrion
Molecular function (GO): NAD(P)HX epimerase activity
Source: RefSeq, a predicted model, not a curated record